This is a messenger RNA of Solanum verrucosum, 791 nucleotides long. RefSeq lists its product as uncharacterized. The transcript has 9 exons. The record is from RefSeq and is a predicted model, not a curated record. Lineage: Eukaryota; Viridiplantae; Streptophyta; Magnoliopsida; Solanales; Solanaceae. Bases 9 to 791 code for a protein of 260 amino acids. Gene Ontology annotation, biological process: Golgi to plasma membrane transport.
AAAUAAUAAUGGAAGAACUGAAAAAAGAUGAUUUGAUGAGUGAGAUAAAGCAACUACAAGAAAGAAUUGACGGUGAUCCCACUGCGCAGAAGAUAUUAUCGCUUCUCGAAACGUCCAAGGCCCUUGACAGCCAAGAGUCUGAACUCCAAUCUAGGUGCAUAUUAGAACAUGCUAAAUUGCAAACUAACGUUGAUGAGUUUGAGGAGCUACUGCAAAGAGGCGAAGAGAUGACGUUCUCUGAAAAUUUGGACCAUACUUUUCGGGACUCCACUGAGAAGCUUGAUUUCGCGAAGAGGGAACUUGCAGCUAAAUUGAGGUCAACUCUGUCAUUUAAACGGCAGCUCGAUGACGUGCAAUCACAAGCUGAACUCAUUCAGUAUGAACUCCGAUUGUCAGAACUUUAUACUCAUAUUCAGGCCAAGGAUCGUCAAACCCGUAAAUACUAUGCUACUUACAAUACAUUGUUGGGGAUAAAAGAAUUGAUGCUAAAGGAAACAUCAUUACUGAACUCCAUACACUCACAGUUCAAAGAUGCUCUUACUAGCCCUGCUGGUCGAAAGAAACUAAUUGAUUCCAUGGAAGGAAUUCUGCACGGGACUCAACAGAAGCUGGAAAAGGUGCAAAUUGCUCUACAGUCUGAGCAGAAAGCUCAUGAAGCUCUCAAGGGGCAAUAUGCAGCUGCAGUUUCAGAGCAAAGGCAUUACAAUUCUAUCUUAGAGGCUUUCCAGGUGGAAUGUGCUAGGAAUGAAAGAAUUCGCAUGCAGACUUCACAAGAACAUUUAACAAGUUGA